Carassius auratus (goldfish) is the source of this 636-nucleotide messenger RNA. RefSeq names its product GTPase IMAP family member 2-like. Bases 1 to 636 code for a protein of 211 amino acids. Gene Ontology annotation, molecular function: GTP binding. The record is from RefSeq and is a predicted model, not a curated record. NCBI's taxonomy places the organism in Eukaryota, Metazoa, Chordata, Actinopteri, Cypriniformes, Cyprinidae. The transcript is spliced from 2 exons.
AUGUAUGUACAGUAUGUAUUGUGUGUUUCAGUGAGUGAUCUGAGGAUUGUCCUGGUGGGGAAAAAUGAGUCAGAAAACAACAGAGUGGGAAACUUAAUAUUCAAUAAAAAUGUGUUUGGAAAGAAAACACCACAACCUGAUGUAGAUACACUCACGGAAAGAGUAGAGAGGAGAAACAUCACAGUCAUCAACACAACUCAUCUGCUCAAUCCAGAACUCAGACUUAAAGAAAUAACACAAUACGUGUCCAGGUUGUGUCCUCCAGAGCCUCAUGUGAUCAUACUGGUGCUGCAGCUCAAUGAUUUUAGUCAGAAGAAUAGAGACAUAUUACCUUCAGUGUUGAACUGCUUUGGUGAGCAUGCGAUGAAGUGCACAAUGAUUCUGACUACUGAUGAGGAGACACGCAGCGCUGAACAUACAUUUGAAAAUGAAUAUAUUCAAGAAAUAUCUACAGAAUGUGGAGGAGGAUGCCUUCAACUUACACAAAAUACAAAACACUCUCAGAUACUUCAAAGAGUGGAUGAAAUAAUCAGUCAAGGUGUAGCUAAAGAGACACAGCAGGUCUCAUCUCUGCAUGAAGAAGACCGCAGGAAGCAAAGGCGACGAAGUCGCAGUGGAGAACGCCCCUACCAGUAA